GAUUAGAUAUUAGAUUUGAGGAACACUCAAGAAAGUCCUCCUGUUAUAAAAAGACAAGCAGCGUUCUGGCAUUAUUACGUUUGACUCGGGACCGACUGGCGGUCAAGAUGUUUUCAUCUAUUAUUUUUACCACCAUUUUCAUGGGGUUGAGCUCUGGUGCCAUCCUGCAACCACGCGUGUCCUCGAACUCCUCGACGACAAUCGAGCGGUUCCCGUUUACCACCGCCAUCUUGUACGGUCCAACCGGGUAUUUCCGGCAGGUCUGCGGCGGGUCAGUGCUCACCACCACUGCGGUACUGUCAGCUGCCAGCUGUUUUGAUAACCAAGGGAGACCAAAUCCAGUAUCGCAGUACCGCGUCCGCGUGGGCUCAGCCCAGCCUAACGCAGGCGGUUCCGUCGUCUCCGUACGCCUGAUCACUCUUCACCCGGACUACAACUACAAAACCCUGCAGGCCGACAUUGCUGUGCUGCGUGUACCCACGCUGACGUACUCAGCAUCUGUGCAGCCAGUUGCUAUAGCUGGGGCCAACUAUAACGUGUCAGAUAACGAUUCUGUGUUGGUGAUAGGAUGGGGACAGAAUCAGAGUGUGUCCGCAGAACUCCGAGACACUCUCCGCUACGUACAGCAAAACGUCGUCAACCAGUCGUACUGCAAAGCCCUGCUAGGCUACGAAGGGCUAAACGUGACUGAAGGCAUGAUGUGCACGGGACGUGCGAACGGGGAGUUCUGCGGCUCAGACUAUGGCGGGCCGGUCGUGCACGCUGCGAACAACGUGCUGGUGGGUGUGGCUGCGUACAGCUACCGCUGCGGGGAGAGGCGCUACCCUAGCUUGAGCACCAGGGUCUCAGCCUAUACUCACUGGAUUGUUAAUAUAGCCAAGUAAUGAUUAUAGAUUUUAGAUCCACGGCAACUACCAGGAUUUUAAAAUAAAAUGUGGCUCUAUUGGUUA
This is a messenger RNA of Cydia pomonella (codling moth), 950 nucleotides long. Its product is annotated as trypsin CFT-1-like. NCBI's taxonomy places the organism in Eukaryota, Metazoa, Arthropoda, Insecta, Lepidoptera, Tortricidae. Gene Ontology annotation, molecular function: serine-type endopeptidase activity. Gene Ontology annotation, biological process: proteolysis. Bases 108 to 884 code for a protein of 258 amino acids. The record is from RefSeq and is a predicted model, not a curated record. The transcript is spliced from 4 exons.